AUAUUUGUUGAAAGCCAACGAGAAAAAAGAGAGAAAAAAAAGAAAAAAAAAACAGAAAAAAGAAUUUCCCUUUUGCAAAUCAAGAAGAGGGAAAGGAGAGAUUGAGCCAAAACCAGUCUCUCUUUUCUUCAACUCUUUUCUAUCCCUUUUUUUAUUGUACUAAACUUGUCUUUCCCCCCAUCCAAAACAAACUCAUAUUUGCAAUAAUUCUUUUGUUCUGUUUUUACAGUCAUUUGAUUGAUGUUCCUCUGCAUCCUACCCAAUCCCAUAUAAAUUGUUCUGUUUUGUUUUUCAUUUUGGUUACCUGUGGUGUGUUCCCUUGUGAAUUGUCCUCUCCUCAUGGACGCCGCCGACAUUAGCCGCAUUCGAGCGCUGUCGUCCCCGGAAUUAGCACAUGCCUCAACCAGCCAUCGACAACACCCUGCGGAUCACAUUUUUGUGGGAGUGGCUACAAAUGUGAAGCUGUUACUGAAGCUAGUGCAUGAGCACAAAGAUGGUUCUGUGAAAGGCAACAAUGGGAAUGGAAAUGGGAGUAGAGAUCAAAGGAUUAGUGAGAUGAUGCAGAUAAUUGAUGAAGUGAAAUCCCAACUCCAGAAAUGUCAGUGUGUUGGUAAGAGGAGGGAAGCAGAGCUGAGGAGGUGUAACACGGAUCUUAGGCGAAACGUGCCGAGGGAGAAAAAGCCUAACGAACCGAUAACAGACGAGAAAGAGAGGCUGAGGAGAGAGCUGAAUGCAAGCAGAGCUGCGCGGAAGAGCCUCGAAAGCAUAUGCUCGAGCAUCGGAAAAGAGAAGGAGAUCAUCGCCAAGGAGUUGGCUAAGACGGUACAACGAUUGCACGGAAUGGAAGAACAUGUCAAUGAUCUCAAAGCACAAAAUGAGAUGCUAAUGACCAAAGUUCAAGCUUGUGUUGCGGAGCACAGAGUGAAGAAGAGCAACAAUGUAUCUGUGCCUGAUGCUCAGGGCAACAUUGAAGCCCUCCAGAAGAGAAACAAGGUCCUCACCGAGCAGCUUCUCAAGUCCCUCGACGCGUACCGCUCCUUGAAGCGCAAGCUCAAGGAUUCCCAAGACAAAAGGCAAGGGGCCAAUGCCAAAAUGGAAGAAAUGGGAGUCCGGGUUCGGGCAGGACUCAACAGGAUUCACAGUUUCAAAGAAAUGAUCAACCAGAACGACGAGGUCGAUAUCGAGCAGGAGAUCGCUGCAUUGGAGCACAUGUUCAAAUGCUUCGACUUCGAGAUAUCCAAGCAAGUCAGGAUCAAGAAGCAACCAGACAACAAGUCACAACUUCCUGCUUGACAUCACAUUCUUUACCUUUACCCUUUUUGUUUGGAAGAGGCUUGAGGAAUUAGAAGUAAUUGAUUAGUAUUAUGACACAUUUUUGUGUUGUCAUGAGCAAAUGUACUAGCUCAGUUGCUCUAGUUUUAAAAUUUAAUCUACCGCUGCUUCAAACCUUAUAACAUCAAU
Momordica charantia (bitter melon) is the source of this 1461-nucleotide messenger RNA. RefSeq names its product myosin heavy chain-like protein. The record is from RefSeq and is a predicted model, not a curated record. Lineage: Eukaryota; Viridiplantae; Streptophyta; Magnoliopsida; Cucurbitales; Cucurbitaceae.